Messenger RNA from Python bivittatus (Burmese python), 1244 nucleotides. It is a transcript of the gene ORAI2, whose product is annotated as ORAI calcium release-activated calcium modulator 2. Lineage: Eukaryota; Metazoa; Chordata; Lepidosauria; Squamata; Pythonidae. Gene Ontology annotation, cellular component: membrane. Gene Ontology annotation, biological process: store-operated calcium entry. The record is from RefSeq and is a predicted model, not a curated record. Gene Ontology annotation, molecular function: store-operated calcium channel activity.
CCGCCGCCGCCCGCCCGUCGUCCAUGGGCUUGACUUUCAUCAUGAGUUCUGAGUUGAAUGUCCCUGUUGACCCUCCGCCUUCCACCUGCUGUGCUGAGCCCACUGGCAAGGGCAUGGAUUACAGAGACUGGGUCCGUCGUAGUUAUCUGGAGCUAGUCACCUCCAACCAUCACUCCGUUCAGGCUCUUUCCUGGAGGAAAUUAUACCUGAGCCGAGCCAAGUUGAAAGCUUCCAGCCGUACCUCUGCCCUCCUCUCUGGAUUUGCCAUGGUGGCAAUGGUUGAAGUCCAGCUUGAGAUGCAGUACCAGUAUCCCCAAAUGCUGCUGAUUGCCUUCAGCGCUUGCACCACCAUUUUAGUUGCUGUUCAUCUCUUUGCUCUACUUAUCAGCACUUGCAUCUUGCCCAACGUGGAAGCAGUGAGUAACAUCCACAACCUGAACUCCAUCAGUGAGUCUCCCCAUGAACGUAUGCAUCCUUAUAUAGAGUUGGCAUGGGGCUUCUCCACUGUUUUGGGCAUCCUUCUCUUUCUUGCUGAGGUUGUUCUCCUAUGCUGGAUCAAAUUUCUGCCAGUGGACUCCGUGUUGAGAAAUGAUAAUACUGUUAUCCAGAAGAGCAGCCAGCAUACAGGCUGGCAUGCAGCCCUCAUCUCUACUAUAAUUAUGGUUCCUGUGGGGAUCAUCUUUGUUGUCUUCACGAUCCAUUUCUACCGGUCGCUUGUCCGCCACAAAACAGAGCGCCACAACCGAGAGAUUGAAGAGCUCCACAAACUGAAAGUGCAGCUAGAUGGGCAUGACAGGGGUUUGCAGGUUGUGUGACAAAUGGAUGUCUUUAUGUUCCUAUGUUCAUGUCAGGCUGAGGGUUUUCCUAGCAGAAGCUAAUGGAAAGAGGCAUGAUAGGCUGUUUAGAGGCCUGUCCUUCUCUGAUGCCAAACAUUUUUUAUUUGGUUACUUUUCACUGAGGCCCAGACCUCUCUUUGAUCCUUCAAACUGCAGCCAACAUAACCAUGUUUAUAAAACUGAAGGCUACUUACACCUGGGCAGUUAUUCUUUCCGCUUCCAGAACUUGAAAACAGACUAAAUAGCUGGAUAGUUGUAAUGUAUUUCAUUGCUGUUCAUUUUAGUAUUUUUUGAGGGAAUGCAUGGAAUAAGGGAAAAGUCUGUUUGCCACUGCUCCCUUACUGGCAAGGUUUACAAACAUUACUUUGGAAAUGAGUUUGUACAUCGCAACAUGUUAUGGAAAUUGUG